This is a messenger RNA of Triticum turgidum subsp. durum (durum wheat), 867 nucleotides long. Lineage: Eukaryota; Viridiplantae; Streptophyta; Magnoliopsida; Poales; Poaceae. The record is from the annotation of a GenBank genome assembly.
AUGGGCUUCAGCGGGAGCCCGCCGCCAUACCUCUCUCUCGUCGUCGGCAGCGACGAAGCAUUGGGCAACACGAGGACGAAGAAGCCGGUGGCCGCUUCUGCCUCCAUGAGAGGAGCCAGCUUUGCCUCUGGAGGCUCCGGUGUUCUUGACUCCACGGGAGACACGAUCAACAUGACGAAGCAGAUCGAAUACUUCUCGGAUCUCAAAGACCAGAUGCUGUCAGCCAGAUUGGGUGCCUUCGGAGCAUCGGCCUUCCUCUCCAAGUCCAUCUUCCUCAUCAGCGCGGGCUCGAACGACAACAUCGACUUCUUCUCGCAAGACACAUCGCCGGACUCCACCGCACUCCAGCAGUUCAGGGAAGCCGUGGUCUCGACAUACGAUAGCCAUGUCAUAACGCUGUACAACCUUGGGGCGAGGAAGUUCGCGGUGAUCGACGUGGCGCCCCUCGGGUGCUGCCCGUACUGGAGGAGCCGGAACCCGUCCGGGGAGUGCGUCGAGCCGCUGAACCGGCUAGCGAAGAGCCUCAACGAUGGGAUCCGGGACCUGUUCGCCGGCCUCGUCCGCGAGAUGCAGGGCAUGGAGUACGCCAUUGGCAGCACCUACGAGCUCGUCUCCCGCAUCGUCCAAGACCCGCAGUCUGCAGGAUUGACGGAGUUGAAGAGCGCGUGCUCUGGACGUGGCGGCAGGUUCAACGCCGACGGAGGGUGCACCCCCAGCGCCGGCUACUGCAGCGACCGUGGCAAGUUCCUCUUCUGGGACUUCCUGCACCCUACCCAGGCCACCUCCAGGCUCGCCGGCCGAGCGUUCUACGACGGGCCGGCACGGUUCGUCGGCCCGAUCACCUUCAGGGAACUGGCCGAGACGUAG